CACGCUGAGUCGCGGCGGAGCGCGGUUUGUUUUGAAGAAGCCGCGAGGGAGUUGGUGUGUUCAGUUCGCGGGUGGCUCUCCCUACUCUCCCCCACUCUCAUUUUCUCUGUUCCGCUCCUCCCGACGAGAACGCGCGCGCGCGCCGGCCCGCCGCCCUCCUCUUCCCCGUGGACCCCGUCGCCGCGGAGCCCGCCCGCCAGGACCAGAGGACCUGGGCCGCGCCAGUGGAUUACCAUGUGCAGCGGGUGAUCGGCAGCAAGCGCCGCGAGCACACCGAGAACGCCGUCAAGAUGGUCAACACCGUCAUCAAGCGGAUGUGCAAAGUGUGGCAGUAUGGCAUGGGCAGAACGGUGCUGGCCACUCUGGCCGCCCACUCCAACUCCAUCUCGGUGGGGUUGUGCCAGGGCUACUCCGCCAUCCUGCUGCCCCAGCUGCAGGACAAGGCCUCCAAGCUGGUCAUAACUGAACAGGACGCCUCCUGGAUAGCCGCUCUGGGCGUCAUCUCCAACCCCCUGGGCGCGCUGCUGUCCGGGCUGCUCGUCGAAGUGAUGGGGCGCCGGGGCGCCAUCCAGGUCACGGCCAUCCCCUACGUGGUGGGCUGGAUUUGCCUUGCGCUCGCCAGGGAGUUCACCCUGCUGUGCGUCGGCCGGUUCAUAUCAGGUCUCGCGGUGGGCAUGGCCGCCGCCAGCUACGUGUACGUCGCCGAGGUGGCGCCCGCGUCGCACCGCGGCCCCCUGUCGGCGUGCGGCCCCGUGCUGGUGUCGCUCGGGGUGCUGAUCGUGUACACCCUGGGCUUCUUCGCGGCCUGGCACAUUGUGGCCGCACUCUGCACCAUCUUCGCGCUCUUCAGCCUCGUGGCCGUCAGCCUGGUGCCCGAGACGCCCCCGUGGCUCGCGUCCCGCGGCCGCACCGCCGAGGCCCGCACCGCUCUGGUCUGGCUCAGGAGGUCUCCUGCAGCCGCCGACAAGGAGCUGGCUGAGAUCAUGGAAUCGAUGGCCCAUGCCAAAAAGGAGGCCGAGGCCGGGGUAGGGCGCUGCUCAUUCGUACAGCCUACCAUCUGGAAGCCCUUCCUUCUACUGCUGGCCUUCUUCUUCUUCCAAGAGGGCUCUGGAAUCUACGUUGUGUUAUAUUACGCCGUUUCGCUGUUUCAAGAGGUCGGCACGGAGAUGAACGAGUACGUGGCGUCCAUCUGGGUGGCGUGCAUGCGCCUAGUGAUGAGUAUCCUGGGCGCGCUGGCCAUCCAACGGCUCAACCGUACCACGCUGGCGUGCAUGUCAGGCGUGGGCAUGUUCGUGGCCAUGCUCGCCGCCGGUUUCUACGAGCACCUCUUCUCGUCCGUGCCGCCGUCGUCGCGGCCGCUGCCCUGGGUUCCCCUGGCCUGCUUCCUGGUGCACGUGUGCGUGUCCAUGCUGGGCUACCUGCAGCUGCCGUGGAUCAUGACGGGCGAGCUGUUCCCGCUGCGCGCGCGUGGCGCCAUGGGCGGGCUCGUGUCCUCACUCGGCCACCUUCUCAUCUUCACCUCCGUCAAGACAUACCCGGACCUUCGCAACGCCAUAGGCAUGGAUGGCGUGUUGUGGGGGUUCUCGGCGUUGUCGCUGUGCGGCGCCGUGUUCGGGAAGCUGCUGCUGCCCGAAACCAACGGGAGGACGUUGCGCGAGAUCGAGAUGUCCUUCGCGGGGCAGGGGCAGCUUGGCCAGGCCGUGUCCGACAAGACCACCGACGAGGAGGCCGCAGUGCCGCCCCCGGCUCCGGCGACGGGUGGGAGGAAGAACAGCCGCGGCGAGGCCGUGGCCGUGCCCGUCGACACCAACGACGACUCCAUCCUGGACAUCGUCAAGGCGCGCGACACCAUCACCGUGGGCAGGCAGCGAUAAAGGACAGCAGUGAAGUUUCUUGGCUGAAAUCAAAUCGUGAAAACAUAGUGAGUGGCAGCUCGAGCAGAGAGGAAGGUUGAGGCUUUCCUACAAUGUGAGAAACUAAAAACACAGGGAAGAGCAAACAUCCAGCAGGAUUCCUCCAUAUUGACUUCGAUCUGUAGAAGCAGGGGAAUAUUGUGCUACACAUUGCACCCUCUGCACAUGUUGCUUGAUCUCUUGGCGCUAGGUGAGGGUACGCCCACUGCAAACUUAGGUUGAAAUUUAAUAUAACUUGAAUCGAGUCAAGUCAUAGUGAUCAUUAGGUAGAUAGUAGGUUGGAUACCUCCUCCAACUACUGAGAAUUAUAAGACUGCUGGACAGUCUGUUGAUAGGUGUGUGUCAGGCUGGACCUGGUGCUGAUUUAAUUUAUCUUACCCUUGCAUCAGUAUUAUUGCAAUUGGAAGAGAGAGACUGUACUGUAAGGGCCCAGAGCGAUUGUGUAUAUUUAAAACCUGACCUCCUCUUACAUAAUUUGUUCAAGAGUGGGAAGAAUUAGUUCAAGUCUUUCAAGUACUGAUGGUUGUCAGGUUUAUCAAUAUCUUAAGAGAAAGACCACCCCAUAGCACAAGCUCAAUGGAGACAAAGAACCCUCUUAUUUUGGUUUUGAACCAUAAAAAGACUGUUUACUACAAUAAUGGUAUAAAAUAAAGCAAUUCAAAUUUUGUGAUUAUAGUCA
Frankliniella occidentalis (western flower thrips) is the source of this 2592-nucleotide messenger RNA. RefSeq names its product facilitated trehalose transporter Tret1-2 homolog. Bases 291 to 1874 code for a protein of 527 amino acids. Lineage: Eukaryota; Metazoa; Arthropoda; Insecta; Thysanoptera; Thripidae. Gene Ontology annotation, molecular function: transmembrane transporter activity. The transcript is spliced from 7 exons. The record is from RefSeq and is a predicted model, not a curated record. Gene Ontology annotation, biological process: transmembrane transport. Gene Ontology annotation, cellular component: membrane.